Messenger RNA from Drosophila busckii, 619 nucleotides. RefSeq lists its product as uncharacterized. The transcript has 3 exons. The record is from RefSeq and is a predicted model, not a curated record. The coding region runs from base 20 to 352 and encodes 110 amino acids. NCBI's taxonomy places the organism in Eukaryota, Metazoa, Arthropoda, Insecta, Diptera, Drosophilidae.
UAUUCAGUCUAUAAUCAAGAUGCGCAAGGUAUUGUUUUUCCUCGGACUAUUUCAAGUGAUGCUGCUAAUGCCAGUUCCAAUUGAAAGUGAUUUGCGUUCACUACUAGGCAGCGAACCAGUUUGUAGCUAUCGCAAUUCGGAGGAUGAGACCAUAUUUCUAAAGUAUUUGCCGUUGUUAAAGAAGGGCCAGGACUAUGUGGACUUUGGCAAGGACGGCAAAUGCCUGAAGCGCGCUAUUUGCACAGACACCUUUAGAACCAUUGUAGAAGACUGUGCCCAGUACAAGAUCAGCUGUAACAAUAAGCAACGCUUUACAGGCGUCUUUCCCGGUUGCUGCAUCAAGUGCACCUAAGAAUUUUUUGGCAUUUUACAAAUGGUUAUAAACAAUUAAUAUUCAUAACAAAUAUUGUUUCCAUUGUUCAGUUAGGUAUUUUAUUUAUAAUUUGUGGUUUUUAUUUGUCAGCUGUUAUUUUUUUUCAUUUCUCAUAAAUUUGAUUUUGUUUACUUGUAAUAUCUUAGAGCGGUCCAGUUUCAAUAUACUCUAAGUGCCUUUCCAUUAACAUGUUUUAGAUUUAAUUUGUUUGUGUGUAUCAGGCUGUUGUCGCCCAUUUGCUUCUAC